AUGUCUUCGGAACAGCCUCUGCCCAUCGUGAUCUGGGUCCACCCACGAUCAUGCUCCACCGCCUUUGAGCGCUCGCUCAUGCAGCGACCCGACACCGUUGUCUUCCACGAACCCAUCGGCGACCCCUUCUACCUCGGCAAGGAUCGUCCUUGCCGUCGAUUCGAUGACGACCACGCCAAAAAGUCGGGCAACUACGACCUCACCGUCACCGAGGUGCUUGAAAAGGUGCUCAACCCCACUCCCGAGGAUAUGGCCAAGAACAAGUCCUGGCCACCCAGAUACGUCUUUUUGAAGGACAUGGGUCAAUGUCUCUUCCCUGCCGAGCUGUUGCAUCAGCUCCACCCCGAAUCCAAGGUCUUUCCCGCUCCUGCAAACGCCAGCGGUAGCACUUCGAAGCCGUUCGAUAUCAACGCACCUGUCGUCGAGAACCCUACCGCAGUACCCACGUCGAUCCUAAAGCGUUUCCGUCACUCCUUCCUCAUUCGCACACCGGAAAAGUCGAUCCCAAGCUACUGGAAGUGCGUCCAAGAAGGUGCUUCCGGAUGGGAGUUCUGGGAUCAAGCCGACGCAGGCUACGUCGAGCUCAAGAUCCUCUACGACUGGAUCUCCAACCCCAAUUCUACCUUCAACACCGAGAAGGGAGAUGAGCACGCAGUCGAGCAACCGCAACCUCCACCUCUGCUCGACGCUUCGACGUUGCUUGCACACCCCGACCACGCCAUCAAGAGCUACUGCGAGGCUAUGGGCAUCCCCUUCACGCCCGAGAUGCUCUCAUGGGACUCGGGUCCUGUUGACGAAUGGGCCAAAUGGGGUGGGUACCACAAUGCAGCUGAGAACUCGACAGGCUUCAAGAAGGAGGCCGUUGCGACACCCCUCGAGGGUGACAAGCCAAAGUCCAAGAUCGCAGAGCAUCUGCAACCAGCUGUGGACGCCUGCGACCCGCACUACCAGUACCUGCUCUCCAGAGCCACUAUCAAGGCUCCUUGA
Messenger RNA from Pseudozyma hubeiensis SY62, 987 nucleotides. RefSeq lists its product as hypothetical. The transcript has a single exon. NCBI's taxonomy places the organism in Eukaryota, Fungi, Basidiomycota, Ustilaginomycetes, Ustilaginales, Ustilaginaceae. The coding region runs from base 1 to 987 and encodes 328 amino acids. The record is from RefSeq and is a predicted model, not a curated record.